AUGGAGCAAGGCACAAAAAGGAGAAAGCUCUCCAGCGGGAGCUAUGAAGCCGUCUCUCCCGCGGUCAGCAAUACAAAUACUACAGCGCAGGCGGCUGCGUUGUCGGCGGAGGAUCAACAACCCACAAAGGACCAUAGAAGAUCCCUCUUCGUGCGGUCCCUGCCAGCUUCAGUGACGACUGAGCGACUGACUGAGUUCUUCUCGGAAUUGUUCCCAAUCAAACACGCCACAGUGGUUCUUGACCCGCAGACAAAAGUGUCGCGAGGGUUCGGGUUCGUGACAUUCGUCGACGCAGAAGAUACACAGGCUGCAUUGGCACAGUUCAACAACGCCGUGCUGGACGGACGGAAAAUCAAAGUCGAGAUCGCCGAGGCACGACACAGGGAUACUGAAGACGCAGCCGUGGCCGGAGCAGAAGGUACCAAAAAGAAGGGCGGGAAAAACAUCACGGCCGAAAAGAUACGCGAACAGAUCCAAAAGAGCCGGGCUGAGGUGCAGCCGCCGAGGUUGAUUGUGCGAAACCUCCCUUGGAGUAUCAAGGAUGGAGAUGACCUGGCUGCUCUGUUUCGCAGCUAUGGCAAAGUCAAGCAUGCUGUCGUGCCGAAAAAGGGGCCUCGGGUCCAGUAUGGGUUUGGGAUUGUCGUUCUUCGCGGGAAGAAGAAUGCCGAGAAGGCUAUUGCCGGCGUUAAUGGCAAGGUUGUCGAUGGGCGAACUCUUGCUGUUGAUUGGGCUGUUGAUAAGCAAACUUGGGAAGAACUGCAGCAACAACAGCAACAGCAGCAGGGGGGAACGACUGACACUAGACAAGCUUCUGAAGCAGAAGAGGGCAAUAAAGUGCAGGACAAUGCCAAGGCGGACGGUAUCACGGCUUCUGAAGGAGCCGACUCGGAUGAGGAAGAUCUACAAGAGGAGGAGCACAUCCACGACGAUGAUGACACGGAUGCAAGCGACGACGGCUCCGAUGAAGAUGUAUCUGACGAGUUAGACGCUGAAGAAGAAAAUGAUGAAGAUCUAUCCGAAGCAGAGUCCGAUGAGGGCGACCGCAAUCGAGAUACGAGGAACGACAGCACCGUUUUCAUCAGGAACCUGCCGUUCACAGCGGACGACGACAUACUGAAAGAACACUUUUCACAGCACUUUGGGCCCGUGCGAUACGCACGCGUGGUCUAUGACCCAGAAAUAGAGCGAUCAAGGGGCACCGCCUUUGUAUGUUUCUUCAACCAGGAGGAUGCGAAAGAGUGUGUCAAGAAUGCACCCAAGCACGAGUCUCCCGGGGACAAGGCCGCGGACAACAACAGCAAGAAACGCAAGGCCGAGACGCUCAAACAUUCGAUCCUGCAGAACGAGGCGUCCGACCCGUCCGGCAAAUACACCCUGGACGGCCGUGUCUUGCAAGUCUCGCGUGCGCUGAGCCGCGAAGACGCCAACCAAAGAGCCAGCGAAGCCAGUGAGAAGAGAGACAUUCGCGACCGCGACAAGCGGCGCUUGUAUUUGCUGUCCGAGGGUUCCAUCUCCAAGUCGUCCAAGCUGUACGAGCUGCUGGGCAAAGCCGAGAUUGACAUACGCGAGACCAGCCAGCGCCAACGGCAGCGGUUGAUCAAGAGCAAUCCCAACCUGUGUCUCAGUCUGACCCGUCUGAGCGUACGAAACAUCCCUCGCGGCAUUGGCAGCAAGGAACUCAAGGCCCUUGCGCGAGAAGCCGUGGUCGGGUUCGCCAAGGACGUCAAAGAAGGGCUCCGGCAGCCCUUGAGCAAGGAGGAACUAAAGCGGGGUGGAGAGGAGAUGCGAGAGGCCGAACGGCGACGCAAACUCGCCGGGAAAGGUAUCGUCAAACAAGCCAAGGUGGUGUUCGAAAACAAGGAGGGCAGCAAGGUCAAGGAAGGCGCCGGCAGAAGCCGUGGCUACGGGUUCAUCGAGUAUGUCACACAUCGCAACGCGCUGGCCGGCUUGCGCUGGCUCAACGGUCAUUAUGUGAAAGCCCCCAACUCCGGCGGUGAGAAAGGAAAGCGCCUGAUUGUCGAGUUUGCCAUCGAGAACACUCAAGUGGUCCAGCGGAGGAAUGAGCGAGAGCGGAAAUUCAAGGAACUGGGACCCAAACCCAAAGACGGCCCGGACAAGGAGCACGCCGGCGGAGUCGGCAGGUCCGCGUCCGAACGCAAGGACAGGAACUUGAAGCGAAAGAGGGACGGCAAGAGUAAUGGAAAGACUCAGGCCACGCCCGCCGGAGCCGGAGCUGGGGCCGCAGCAUCUGCAGAGGCAUCGAAAGAUGUGGACGACGAGGAGAAGAAUCGGAUUGCGAAACGCAACCGCAUCAUUGCGAAGAAGCGCCAAGCCAGGAAAGCCCGCAAAGGUUGA
Molecule: messenger RNA, 2355 nt
Organism: Exophiala dermatitidis NIH/UT8656
Lineage: Eukaryota; Fungi; Ascomycota; Eurotiomycetes; Chaetothyriales; Herpotrichiellaceae
Exons: 1
Coding region: 1-2355 (784 amino acids)
Molecular function (GO): RNA binding
Source: RefSeq, a predicted model, not a curated record